GCUAGAGAGAGAGAGAGAGAGGAGGAAGAGCAGGAGCUAGAGAGAGAAAGGAACAAGGAAAGAAAGAAGGAGAGGCAGAAGAAGGGAUUUGAAAUCCCUAGGUCUAGGUGCCAAAGAGGAGAAUCAACCUUGUGGUAUUGAUUUCUAUCAAGGAGGUAGUAAAUAGGGUUUAUCUUUGGCACGCAGGGUGAUGUGAGAAGUUCCGACGUCAGAGUGUGUAUGGCAUGGGGUAUCCUAUGGGCGAGAAAACAAUCAGCUUAAACGUCAAUUUUAAAGAAUGAUAUUAUGUUUUAUUUUGUUUUCAAAACUUAUCAGUGGGACUUGAGCUACAUUUAGUUUUCUUUAAAAAGGUUGAAUGAGAACUUUAUUUUAUUUUAAACUAUUGGGCCCAACUUGCUUGUUUUAGCAAGGCCCGAUGAAAUUUUCAUAUAAUAAGUGGAUCCUUCUACAAGUUUAUGAGCAUGGAGAUGUUUUACAAAGAAUUAGUUUAGGGCAUUUUACAAAUGGUAUCAGAGCUAGUCGUCGAUGUUUACAAGGACCCUCCCCAUACAAGCUAAAGACGAGAAAAUCUCACCUCACCGCGUCGUAAGUAUUUAUUUUAUGUGCUAUUAUUUGUUUAUGUUUUAUUUAAUUUUAUAGUUUUGUUACUGCAGUAUAGUAAGAUGCCUCCUGUUAUAAAAACCACUAAGAAACUACUACUUAAGGAAAUCCGCACAAUACCCAACUACGAUUGGAGAAUUACGAUGUUGAAAACAACGACAGUGGUUUGCGAUCGUAUGUAAGGAAUCAUGAAGAAAAGAGGAUCAUUGCUAUGGCCUAGAGAGCAAUAUUAGGUGUUAAGGGAAGCACUAUCGAUGUACUCCGAGGCCCUUCGCCAGUUAGACAUAGCAUGCACAAUGUCAUUCAGGACGACCUCGACUUUAGCACCAUAGAGUAUGUGAUAUACGAUCUUAUGGACAACUACGAAUUUAGUCAUCAGGAGCUGGUUAUGGUAAAGAUGGAUAACAGAGAGAUGGAGGAGCGUUUGGAGACGAUAAACGAUUUGGAAGGAGCCUUGGCAUGUCAGGAAGUAGUUCAUGCCAUACCACAAGUGACUGCUAGGAUGAGGGUGAUGUCGAGCAUUCUCGACUACUUCCACAUCCCCGAUGAUGUCUUUGAUUACAGCUCAGGAGACGAGUCCACAGUUAAGGACUAAAGUCUGUCGCGUAGAUCGUUCCAUGAAUCGUUAAUGAAUAAGAUGGGAUUUUUUUAAGACCCUAAGGAUUUAUGUUUUUGGUUAUUGAAUACUUUAUGAGUUGUUUGAAUUUUGGAAUAAUUUAGAACACUUUGAAUGCUAUGUUUUAAUAUUAUUCCUCUUGCAACCUCUAAAUGGUGUGGGUUUAGAAUGUAUGAUUUUCACGAAUAUUUAUCAAACCAUUUUGCGAAUUGUCCUCUCUUACGAUUUUAUUUUGGUGCCUUAGAAUCUCAUAAUGUCAACAAGAGGAUGAGGAGGAAAUGGAAGAGGAAGAGGCCGAGGAAAGGGUGUCUCCACAAUGUCUAAGGCCACGACAACUCCUAACAUAGGAAUGCCAUCAAUCCAACCUGCAGCUCCAACAGCACCAUCUAAGGACCUGGCCAUGAAUGUAGCAAGGUUGAGAGAACAACUAAGAUUGAGAGAUGAUGAAUUGGCACAUGCUAGGAAAGUGCCCCAAUUGCCUAAAGUACCAGUGGCGCAGCCUCAGCCACCAACACCACCACCUGCACCACUGCCUAUGACUUAUGGGUUUGAGCCAGUGUAUGAACAUUUCAGAAAACAAGCCCCGCCAACUUUUGAAGGGGAAGUUGAUCCCGUGGUGGCGAAGGAUUGGUUAAGAUCGAUCGAGGCCAUCUUCGAUCAUAUGGAGUUAAAUGAUCGUCAGAGAAUCUCAUGUGCAGCCCACUUACUUAAGUUUGAUGCGCGGAUAUGGUGGGAUGUGAUUAAACAUACCCAAGAUCUGAAUACCAUGACUUGGGCAGAAUUCGUGCAGGCUUUUAGCAAGAAGUAUUACAAUGCGGCCGUGUUGGCAACCAAUGUAGAUGAGUUCGUGACUUUGAUUCAGGGAAAUUUAUCUAUCACUAAUUAUGCACAGAAGUUUGAUAGGUUGGCAAAAUUCGCUCCUGAAGUUGUACCACCUGAAGCUCUGCGAGUCCAAAGGUUCAUGAGGGGACUCAAGACUAUGAUUGGGAGGGAUGCUACGAUGACCAAUACUGAAGUGGUCAGUUAUGCCAAAAUACUAGAUAGGGCACUUGAGGCAGAAUACUUGGAGGAUCGAAUAUGGAAGGACAAUGCUGCCAGAAGAAAGGUCCACCGAAACAAGGGCUCCAAUGAAGGCAACAAGAGGAAAGCUAAUGAAGGCAGAAUAGUGGCAUUGAUAAGAGACCAAGACCCCCGGCCAUGAAUAACAACAGUCACAACACUCAGAACCACCCUAACAACCGCAAAAGUCGAUAUAAUGAUCAGAACCGUGGGAAUCACCAAAGCAACAGAGUAAAGCACCCCACUUGUCCUAAAUGAUCAAAAAGACACCCGGGAGAAUGCCAGGCUGGCACCAACAAAUGUUUCAAGUGCAUUCUGGCAAGACAUCUGAGAAAAGAUUGCCCACAAUGGAAAACGGGACAUAACAGUAACAACAAUCUGAUGCCAUCAUGGGUUUUGCCUUAACUCAGAAUGAAGCAGCCAACAGCAACACCGUAGUCACAGGUCAGGUCCCUAUAUCUAGUAGGAUGUGUAGAGUUCUUAUUGAUUUUGGAGUGACUUACUCUUUUGUUUCCAUGAAUGUGAUUGAUAAGUUGGGUAUGCCUUGUAAAUUGUUUGAGCAUAGUUUUAGUAUGAUGUUACCGUCGGGAGAUGUAAUGCCCCACGUCACUAUGGUUGCUUCCUGGAAUGAUGAUUGUCCCUACAAACCAACACAAGUCUUUCCAGCGUGCUUUGUCCUCACUCGCACGCUUCCCAAGAAAACUUCCCAGGAGGUCACCCAUCUUGAGAAUACUCCAGGUCAAGCACGCUUAACUUUGGAGUUCUCAAGUGCUGGGCUACCGAAAAGAAGAUGCAUCUUGUUGAUAUAGGUAGUACCCAUCAAUCCAUUUAAGC
This is a messenger RNA of Humulus lupulus (European hop), 3109 nucleotides long. RefSeq lists its product as uncharacterized. Lineage: Eukaryota; Viridiplantae; Streptophyta; Magnoliopsida; Rosales; Cannabaceae. The record is from RefSeq and is a predicted model, not a curated record. The transcript has 3 exons. The coding region runs from base 1533 to 2417 and encodes 294 amino acids.